CCCACUCCCGUGCCUAAACCAAGAAGAUGCUGUAAACUGAAGCAGACAGUUUCUUAGACUUUCUUAAUGGUCCAUGAAGGAAACUGUGAAGCCUCACAAACAGACACAAUGUGGAAACCCGCGUGCACAUUCAGCUCCGCGGUAGAACCACGCGCCGCGGCAGCCGCAGUCACCUGCCUGCUAGUAACCGGGAUGCUGGUCUUCACUGUCGGACAGCCGGGCAGCGCUGACCCGGCGGAGCCUCCGGCAGCUGCAGAGGCGGCCGGCGGGAAAGUUUUUUCGGCGUAUUUCAGGAAGUUGACCCGGGAGAGAAGAGCGACUACGGGCCCCUCGAGGAAAAGCGCUCCCCCCCUGCCGAUGGAGCUCUUGUUCCCGGAGGACGUGUUCAUAGCGGUGAAAAGCACCCUGAGAUAUCACCGGCAGAGGCUGGAGCUGCUGCUGGACACCUGGAUCUCCAGAAAUAUGCAACAGACGUACGUGUUCACUGAUGGAGAGGACGAGAGGCUAAGGAAAAGGAUGGGAGCUCACCUCAUCAACACCAACUGUUCAGCUGCCCACAAUCGUCAGGCCCUCUCCUGUAAAAUGGCUCUGGAAUAUGAUGCCUUUAUCACCUCUGGCAAGAAGUGGUUCUGUCACGUUGAUGAUGAUAACUACGUGAACGUCGGCUCACUCCUGAAACUCUUGUCUCAGUACAGUCACACUCAGGACAUUUACAUUGGCCGGCCCAGCCUUGAGAGACCAAUAGAGGCCAUGGAGAGGCUCAGCCCCACUGAAAUGAAGCAGGUGCGUUUCUGGUUUGCCACAGGAGGAGCAGGCUUUUGUCUCAGUCAAGGCCUCGCGCUCAAGAUGAAGCCCUGGGCCAGUGAUGGUUCUUUCAUGACAACAGCUGAGCACAUUCACCUUCCAGAUGACUGCACUGUAGGAUACAUUGUGGAAGCUCUGCUUGGUGUGAGCCUCAUCCGCUCAGCGUUGUUCCACUCCCACCUGGAAAACCUCGGACUGGUUUCAGAUGCUCACAGCCAGGUGACACUCAGCUACAGCACUGUAGAAAACAGCAAAAACACUGUGAACCUGAGAGGACCUUUGUCAUUAAAAGAAGAUCCUACAAGGUUCAGGUCGCUCCAUUGUCUGCUGUACCCAGACACUCCUUGGUGCCCAAGAUCCCAGUGACUUUAACACCCAUCAAGAGAGACACACAGACUGGUGGAGGACAAUUAUUAAGUGCCUUAACUCAAUAUUCUCUUAUGCUGGGGGAAUUCAAUGCAGUUGCACUUUUAAAAAGAGAAGAGGAAAAACACAAGUGUGAUUUUGAUGGCUUUGUAGAAUCCAGACUCCAUAUCUGAAGUUUUAUGUUGUCAGUGUUCAGUAUUAUCCUUUCUCUGAUAUCAUGAUGACUGAGCACUUUGAUGUUUUCUUUCUGCUGCAUGAAAUUUAUCAUGUGAUACAAAAACAUUUAGGGGAAAAAUGUUUUUUUUUUUUUUUUUUUUAAAGAAAUGUUGAGAACAAGCAUCUCAACAUUUAUAGUAUUAAGCUAGCGGUUAGUUUUGCUAACAGGAAACAGUUAGCUUGGAAUUUGUCCAACGUAACAUAUAUGUAAGUGUGUGUAAACUAACAAUGCAAAACGUUUUAAUACGUGACUUAAAUCAGUGCUGGAUAAAACAAGAUAAUCCAGACAAAACCAAGCUAGCUGUUCUCCUGUCGCCAGUCUUUUUGCUAAGCAUUGGAUCAAGCUUUGAAGCAUCUAUGUUUUGAUAAGAAGGCAAAUAAUGGUAUUUUCCAAAAAUGAACAAACUGUCACCUCUGUGACAAAACAUUCUUCCUUUAUCAAUUUAAAUGGGUGGAUUAUGAAUGUGUUAUGCUGUUUGACAUUUAAAGAGUUAUACAGUAGCACUAUAACAGACAUAAACUAAUAGGUUUAUUAGAGAAAUGACUCAUGUUGGGUUGUCCUUAAUCUUUCUGUGCUUUAAAAGCAGCUGUUACAACUGAACGCGAGACGUUGAGUUGCAUUCUGUACCUAAAUAAAUAAAUGUACAAUAAAAUGAAGAAUCUGAAAUGUUCAUGAUCUUUCCAGUAUCUGGACUCUACGUAGAUAUCAAAUUUGGAGUUAAUAAAAACAGU
Labrus bergylta (ballan wrasse) is the source of this 2118-nucleotide messenger RNA. Its product is annotated as beta-1,3-N-acetylglucosaminyltransferase lunatic fringe. Lineage: Eukaryota; Metazoa; Chordata; Actinopteri; Labriformes; Labridae. Gene Ontology annotation, biological process: pattern specification process; regulation of Notch signaling pathway. Gene Ontology annotation, molecular function: O-fucosylpeptide 3-beta-N-acetylglucosaminyltransferase activity. Gene Ontology annotation, cellular component: Golgi membrane. The record is from RefSeq and is a predicted model, not a curated record.